This is a messenger RNA of Closterium sp. NIES-65, 8670 nucleotides long. The record is from the annotation of a GenBank genome assembly. Lineage: Eukaryota; Viridiplantae; Streptophyta; Zygnematophyceae; Desmidiales; Closteriaceae.
AUGCCGCCGUUUUCGGCGGCUGAGGAUGAUCCGUCAGGUCGUGCCGCGUCCCCAUGUCAUGCCUCGAGGUCGGCGACACAGGCAGCAGGUCUCGAAGUAGAUUGCGACUCGUCCGUUCGUGCCACGUCAUCGUUUCAUCGUAACUCCAGCGUACCCGCACAGGCAGGAGUGCGUGCCGCGUUUUCGUGCUUUGGCUUCAAUGGCGAUUGCGAUGGCGCUUCAUGCGCAUCGGCCGAGAAGGAGAACGGGGAGGAGGAGGAGGCGAGGGAAGAGGGGAGGGAAGUCGCGAGGGUGGGCGAGAGCGACGACAAGAAUGAUCUCGAAUCGGCGGAGGGGGAGGAAGGGGCGGAGGAGGCGGAGGAGGCGGAAGGGGCGGAGGGGCCGGAGGGGAAGGAGUCUGACGAUGAGGGGAAUGAGUUCCGCGGAUUGGAAAAUGAGGCGGAGAUGGCGAUGCGGGCGGAAUCGACGGCGGAAGAGGGGUUCGGGGAACAAGGGGUCGUGGAAAAGGGGGUCGCGGAGGGCGCGGAGGGCGCGGAAGGAGCGGAAGGGCCCCAUAGGCGGGAGUCGUGGGUGUCGAGUGUGGAGUGGUUCGUGUCGUGGCCGCUCAGACGACUCAGCCACCCGUGGCGCAAGCGAGUGCUGUGGCUGUGGGUGGUGCUGGCAGCGGCCAUCCUGUCACUGGUGUUUGCGACGGCAUGGCAGCAUGCAGAGGCGAGUGAGAGAGACGACCUGGAGGGGCACUGUGACGAGUGGGCAGCGUUCAUUGAGGCCAAGUUCAACACCACUGCUGCCAACACACGCUCCAUUUCCGACUUCAUCCGCGCAUACUACCUUGAUAACAUGAGGGAGGACUUUCUGGACGUGGAGAAAUUCCAACGCUUCACUCAAGCCACUCUUGAUGGUCGACCCAUGGCAUCAUUCGUGGGCUUCACACUCCUGGUGAACAGCACCUUCAUUCGCGACUUAGUGGAGGAAAACGCCCACCACUGUAUCUUCUCUCCCAAACCCAAUGGCACGCUCGCCUGCCGCCCGCGCGACCUGCCCCUGUAUUCACCGCUGGUGAUCUUCAACUCUCGCAAGGAGUUCAACACACGCGUGAACCUCUCUGCAGUCUGCUGCCUGGACGUCAUGGCUGACCCAGCUUUUAAUGACACAUUCCAUCGGGUCAUCAGCUCAGCAUCCUCCGCCAUCUCCCCUCCUUUCGUCCGCGACAACUACCCCUACCACUUCAUCGGCCAGGCCUUCCCAGUCUACUUCAACCUCACCACCUUCGCCCUGCCCCCCUCGCCCUCCCCUCCUCCGGUCGCCAUUCCCCCGCUCGCCACGCCUGAGGACCUCCCACGGGGGUUUGUCAUCGUGGGGUAUAACUUUGCCAACCUGCGGUCGCUUGUGGGGUUUCAGCAGCUGGUGGAGCUGAAUGCGAGGGUUUAUCUGGUGGAUGGGACGAGGGGCAGGGCGUGGGAUGGUGCACGGAGUGGGGAUGCGAAGGUUGUGAAGUGGUUGCCGGCGCUGCUGUUUGAUCAUGAAGGGGUGGUGGGCGAGGAGGAGAUUGGAACGUGGAUGCUGGAUGGGAAAGGGCAAGAGGAUGGAGGGAGAGUGCGCCGUGCGGUGCACCUGGGUGAUUCGACGAGAAAGUUUUAUCUUUUCUGCGAGCACAUCUCAUACGCCAAGCCGUUCGGUCCGUUCACCUGGAUAGUGGUGGCGGUGCUGUUCCUGACCGUCUCCACCAUCCUCCUCUGGACGAGCAUCCAGCUCAUGCACGCCUUUGAGUGCGACUGCCAGCACCUGGCUGCCGCCCAACAUGAGCUGCGUGCCGCCCGCGUGGAGGCUGAGAAGGCGAGCCGAGCCAAGGGUGACUUCCUCACAACGAUGUCACAUGAGAUCCGCACACCAAUGAACGGCGUCAUAGGCAUGCUGAACCUGCUCCUGGAAACCCCUUUGGACGGGUCGCAGAAGGACUACGCACAGACGGCGCGAAGCAGCGGGCGGGCGUUGUGUGCGCUGAUCAACGACAUUCUCGACCUCUCCAAGAUCGAGGCCGAGAAGUUGCAUCUUGAGUGCAUCCCAUUGGACCUGCGCGCCGAGCUCGACGACAUGCUCGCGCUCUUCGUGGAGAGCGCCCAGGAGAAGCGCUGCGUGGAGCUCGCCGCGUUUGUCGCCGACGACGUGCCCGAGAUGCUCCUUGGGGACCCGCUUCGAGUGAAGCAGAUUCUCAUCAACCUCGUUAGCAAUGCCUUCAAGUUCACCACCAAGGGUCAUGUCUUCAUUGCCGUCCGUGUCGCAACCACCACCGACAACACCAGCGACCCCAACCCCCCGCCGCCACUCUCCCCUUUUUCCUCCACAUCCAUACAACGGAGAGAGGGGGAAAAUCCACCUGAGGCCACCGGGGCCGCUGCUGCUGCUGCUGCUGCUGCUGCAGAUGAGAGGAGUGGUGGUAGUAAUGCCGUUGCGGAGGCUUUUACUGAGCGUCCGGAGGCAUGUUCUGAGCCUGCGGCGUGUGUGACGCUGAGUGGCCGGCCAGCCAUGAAGACAUGGUGCUCGUGGGAGGGCAUGCGGGAGCACAUGGAUCUUGGUGCCGUGGGCAUGGGCAUGGGCAAGGCCAUGGGCAAGGGGAACCAUACCGAGAAUGGCAAUAGGCAUGGACCAUAUGGUGAUGGGGAUGGCGAGGGAUAUGGCGAUGGGCGUGGCAGUGGUGCCAGCCUGGGACCCGACCAGCCUGUGCGACUGAUGGUGGCCAUUGAAGACACUGGUACCGGCAUCCCCCGCCACGCUCGGAGGCACAUCUUCCGGCCGUACGCGCAGGCGGACCGCAGCACGGCACGGCUGCACGGGGGAACGGGCAUUGGGCUCUCCAUCUGCAAGGUGCGGUGCAUUGGGCUCUCCAUCUGCAAGGUGCGGUGCAUUGGGCUCUCCAUCUGCAAGGUGCGGUGCAUUGGGCUCUCCAUCUGCAAGGCACAUGCGUUGCCCCUCACACCCCUCCCUUGCUCCUCCGCAUUCCCCAUCCGAGCAGCGCCUGGUGUCGCUGAUGACGGCAUCCAUCACCAGGCGCCUGCCCGUAUCCUUCCUAAUCCCGCUCUGCCCCUCCCUCCCACUCGCCCAUCCGAGCAGCGCCUGGUGUCGCUGAUGGGCGGAUCCAUCUCGUUUGUCUCGAAGCCAGGCGUCGGCACCACCUUCCUCUUCGAUAUCCUCCUCCACACACCCCCUCUCCCUCUCCAUCCUUCCUCCCCUCCUCCUCCUCCUCCUCCUCAACCCCACACUCCUCCUCAACCCCACACUCCUCCUCAACCCCACACUCCUCCUCAACCCCACACUCCUCCUCCUCAACCCCACACUCGUCCUCUGCAUGCCUCUAUCCCGCCUGUGUUCUCUGUCUCUCUCCCUCCUCCUCUGCCUGGGUUUGCCUCCCCGGCCUCCCUGAAAUUCCCUGCCAUCCCUUCUAACACUCCCUGGGGAUGGGAGGGAGUGUGCGUGGUGAGUGUGGACGACCGGGCGGAGCAGCAGGGGGAGCAGCAGGGGAAGCAGCAGGGGGAGCAGCAGGGGGAGCAGCAGGGGGAGCAGCAGGGGGAGCAGCAGGGGGAGCACCGGGAGGAGCAGCAGGGGGGGAAGCCGGGGGAGCAGCAGGAGAAGGAGCAGCAGAAGGACCAGCAUGAGAAGGAGCAACACAAGGUGGACUUCUCCUCUGAGCCAUCUCUUGCUGCAAAAUACCUCGCUCGCCUCCUCUCACCUGCUCCCACAGCCAUCCACCCCCAUCGUGCUCCUCGCACCGUCUCUCUCACACCCUCAACAGCAGCACCCCACCCACCGCUGUCUCCUCGUACCCCGCCCCCUCCGCGCCGCGCCAAGACCCACACAGCUCUAUCGCCAUGCCUCACUCCCACCGCUCAACGCUCCAUUGGAACCCUCAUUGGGCUUUUUGAGGCCCCUCCUCCUCCCCCUCUAGCCGUCUCUUCCCAUACAAUCUCUGAGGCACCUCAAAGACCCCGCCCAUCGUCUCCUCAUACUCCUCCCCCUCCCCCCCGACCAUCCAGCAACCACUCAUGUCAUUCUAUUGAGGAGUUACCUCCUCCUUUCGAGCCUUCUGCUCCUCCCCUCAACCCAGUUGCCCAUGCUCUCGACCCGUCUGCUCCUCCUCUCGAGCCGUUUGGCUCGCCGGCUGUGCUUGUGACUCCUCCACCUCUCACCCCCCUUUCCCGACAAUACUCCUGCCCACCUCUCUCCAUUGCUCCUCCUCCUCCCUGCCCUCCUCUCUCCAUUGCUCCUCCUCCUUCCUGCCCUCCUUUCUCCAUUGCCCGUCCGCGCCUCUCUCCUCUUUCCAUCGAUGUUCACUCAAGUGGAAGAGGGGAGGAGCAGCAGUGGCAGCAGCUGCAGCAGCAGCGGUGGCAACAGCAGCCGAGGCGAGCGAAAGAGAUGGAAGAGGGGGAAGAUGGGGAAGAAGAAGGAGAGGAGGUGGAGGAAGAGGAGGAAGGAGGGGAGGAGGAUGGAGAGAGGCAGGUACAGCAGCACGAUUCAAAGAAUUCUCAAAACUCGCAGCAGCGGGUGCACUACAGGAGUUUGCGAGACGCGCACAGGCGGGGAUGGGUGGGGGCGGUGGUGGUGGAGGGGGAGAUGAUGCAGCGGCUGGGCGUCACAGCAGAUCAAGUCUAUGCUCUCGUGUCCGGCCAGGCAGGGGAUGGGAUGGCACGGGAAGGCGAGCAGAUGAGCAAGUGUAGCAAGUGCAGCAGUUGCAGCAGCAGCAGCAGCUGGCCUGUUCCUUUCCUUGUGCUUCUUCACGGCUCUUCUCCUCUCCCCCCCGACAGUUUCAGUCCUUACAAGAGGAAGGCUUGUAACUUGGAGAGGCAGGGCAGCUGGAAAAGGCAAGCAGGGGAGAUAGAUGAAAGGGAUGAGGGGGGUGAUAGUGAGUGUAAACCGGCGCUGCUGGCGGCGCUUCUGCCGCUGUUUGGUGCGGACACGGAGCAAAGUCGAUGUGAGCAGGCAGGAGGAGCAGCAGGGGGAGCGGGGGGAGCAGGCGGAGCAGGAGGAGCAGGAGGAGCACGGGCAACAGGAGGAGGAGGAGGCGGCCAAAAUGAGGACGUGGCACAGGGAGGGCUCAGAAGGAGAGAGGCGAAAGGACAGCGGGGUGGUGGUGUGCUGCUGAGCCCAUCGGCCCUCCACAAGGCUGGCAGCAGCGCUGCAGCAGCCCUCUGGCGAGCUGUGACGUCCCCCUGCUCACUCAAGUCCCCCCGGGAACUCAAGUCCCCCCGGGAACUCAAGUCCCGACGAAUCUCUCAGGAGGCGGCCACAUUGGCCCUGAGUGGCACUGACCGUGCAUUGGGGGCGCAGGCAACCCCAGGCAUGUGCGGUCGAGGCAAUGGAGUGGCAGUGAGGGAGAAGGAGGAGGAGGAGGUGGUGGAGGAUGCAGUGUUGGAUGAAAUGAGUGGCAUCGAUGGUAUGGAUGGUAGCACAGUCUCAAUGGAUCUGACAUCUGCUGCCAGUGCUACUGGUGCUGCUUCGAUCAACUUGGCAUCUACUGUUGCUGCUGCUUCGGCCAAUUUAACACCCGCUGCCAGUGCUACAGGUGCUGCUUCGACCGAUUUAACACCUGCUGCCGUUGCGAGUGAAAGUGGUACUUUGGGAAGGAAAGCUCUGGUGAGGGUUCGCAGUGCUGAUGAGAAGAUUUUGUACUCGCCCCAGGGGUUGCAGUUGCAGCACUAUGUGCCUCAGGGGUUGCGAGCUCUGGUGAGGGGUGGCAGUGUGGUGGAAGCAGCUGGGGCAGCAGAACGUCGGGCAGAGAUGCAUGGGCCCAAGGGCCAAAGGGGGGCCGCGAAGCAUGGGUCAGCAGGAGAAACGAGAGCAGGUGGGAAGUUGCGUGGGAGAGAGAGCGAUCAACGGAGAAGCAGCAACGGACGGUGUAGUGCUUCAGGUGCUGCAGCAGCUGGUGGUGGUGGUGGUGGUCGAGUGCGUGGUUUCGGCAGUGUGCUCGACUUCUCAGGGAUCCCUCCUCUGCUGGGGGUGCUGGUGGGUCGGCGGGUGAUGGUGGUGGAUGACAACGUGGUGAACCGCAAGGUGGCCAGCAAGCUGCUGGAGAGGCACGGUGCGCGAGUCACCGCCGUCGAUGGCGGUAUGAAAGCCGUAGACGCCCUCGCCCCGCCCCACCCCUAUGAUCUCGUUCUCAUGGACCUCCAGAUGCCGGGCAUGGAUGGGCUGGAGGCGACUCGCAGGAUCCGGGCGCGGGAGAGGGCUCAGGGCGGGGGGCAUGUGGCCAUCAUUGCGCUCACCGCGGAUGUGAUUGCCGGCACGUGCCAGCACUGCUUUGCCGUCGGCAUGGAUGACUACCUCUCCAAACCCCUCGACGACGGCCCCCUCUCCCACGCCGCGGAGGCGGAGGCGGAGGCGGAGGCGGAGGAGGAGGAGGCGGAGGAGGCGGAGGAGGAGGAGGAGGAGGAGGAGGAGGAGGAGGAGGAGGAGGAGGAGGAGGAGGAGGAGGAGGAGGAGGAGGAGGAGGAGGAGGAGGAGGAGGCGGAGAGAGCUAUGCUCGAGGAAGCGGAAAAGGCAAUGCAGGAACAAUUCAUGGCGGAAGAGGGGGUCGCGGAGGAGGCGGCGAACGGGCGGCAGCGGCAGCAGUCGUGGGUGUCGAGUGUGGAGUGGUUCGUGUCGUGGCCGCUCAGACGACUCAGCCACCCGUGGCGCAAGCGAGUGCUGUGGGUGUGGGUGGUGCUAGCAGCAGCCAUCCUGCUGAUGAUUUUUGCGGUGGCGUGGCGGCAGGUCAAGGCAGGAGAGAGGCCCGAACCUCAGAGCCAUGUGCUUCUCUGCUUCCCCACCAACACUCCCCUGCCUCCCUUCCCCACCCCGGCCAUCCCGUUCCCAGCGAGUGCUGUGGGGGUGGGUGGUGCUAGCAGCGACUAUCCUGCUGAUGGUGUUUGCGGCGGCGUGGCGGCAAGUCAAGGCGGGCGAGAGGGACCUAUUCCAUCCCUCCCAGCUAUUCCAUCCCUCCCAGCUAUUCCAUCCCUCCCAGCUAUUCCAUCGCUCCCAGCUAUUCCGUCGCUCCCAGCUAUUCCAUCCCUCCCAGCUAUUCCAUCGCUCCCAGCUAUUCCAUCCCUCCCAGCUAUUCCAUCGCUUCCAGCUAUUCCAUUGCUCCCAGCUAUUCCAUCCCUCCCAGCUAUUCCAUCCCUCCCAGCUAUUCCAUCCCUCCCAGCUAUUCCAUCCCUCCCAGCUAUUCCAUCCCUCCCAGCUAUUCCAUCGCUCCCAGCUAUUCCAUCGCUCCCAGCUAUUCCAUCCCUCCCAGCUAUUCCAUCCCUCCCAGCUAUUCCAUCGCUCCCAGCUAUUCCAUCGCUCCCAGCUAUUCCAUCGCUCCCAGCUAUUCCAUCCCUCCCAGCUAUUCCAUCCCUCCCAACUAUUCCAUCCCUCCCAGCUAUUCCAUCGCUCCCACCUUCUUCCCGCUCCCCUCCCUCCACCAACUUCCCCAUUCCAGUCGACUCAAAAGUCACCUUGCUGCCCCGUGGACUGCCCCUGUACGCGUCACUUGAGAAUGAUGACGCAUUCCCCUCCACCCUGCCCUCCUUCCCCAUCCACCACCUCCCACCACCACCCCUCGCAGACCCAGCAGUGAGUGACAUGGUCCAUAGGUCCAUCGAUUCAGCCGCUUCAGUCAUGUCCCCUCCCUUUGUCCGCGACAACUACCCCUACCAUUUCAUCAGCCAAGUCUUCCCAGUCUACUUCAACCUCACCACCUUCGCCCUGCCCCCGUCGUCCACCCCUCAUUCCGUCACCAUCCCUCCUCUCGCCACCCCCGGGGUGCUCCCGCGGGGGUUUGUCAUCGCGGGGUAUAACUUUGCAAACCUGCGAUCGCUAGAGGGGUUUCAGCAGCUGGUGGAGCUGAACACAAGGGUUUAUCUGGUGGAUGGGACGAGGGGAGGGGCUUGGGAUGGUGCUCAAAAUGCGGAUGUGCUGAAUGGGGAAGGGCAGAGUGUGGAUGGACAGGCUAGUGGGUGGCUGCCUGCGCUGCUAUUCGACCAUGAGGGGGUGGUAGGUGAGGAGGAAAUUGGUGUGUGGAUGACGAAGGAGAAGGAAGGGACGAAAGUGCGACAGGCGCUGCAUUUGGGUGAUCCUGCAAGAAGCGUCUUUCUUUACUGCCAGCACAUCUCCUACUCCCCGUCGUUUGGACCGUUCGUCUGUAUAUUGGUAGCGGCGCUCUUCCUGGCCGUCUCCACCAUCCUCCUCUGGACGAGCGUCCAGCUCAUGCACGCUUUUGAGUGCGACUGUCAGCACCUGGCUGCGGCGCAGCAGGAGCUCCGUGCCGCUCGAGUGGAGGCCGAGGCGGCGAGCCGGGCCAAAGGAGACUUCCUCACCACCGUGUCGCAUGAAAUCCGCACGCCCAUGAAUGGUGUCAUUGGCAUGUUAAACCUGCUGAUGGAGACCAAUCUGGACGGCACGCAGCAGGACUACGCGGAGACGGCGUGCAGCAGCGGGCGGGCGCUGUGUGCGCUGAUCAACGACAUUCUCGACCUCUCCAAGAUCGAGGCCGAGAAGCUCUGCCUCGAGCGCAUCCCUUUGAAUCUCCAAGCCGAGCUGGAUGAUGUGUUGGGACUCUUCGUGGAGAGCGCCCAGGAGAAGCGUUGCGUGGAGCUUGCUGCGUUUGUGGCGGACGAUGUGCCGGAGACACUCCUUGGGGAUCCGCUCCGAGUGAAGCAG